Molecule: messenger RNA, 625 nt
Organism: Aplosporella prunicola CBS 121167
Lineage: Eukaryota; Fungi; Ascomycota; Dothideomycetes; Botryosphaeriales; Aplosporellaceae
Exons: 1
Coding region: 132-521 (129 amino acids)
Source: RefSeq, a predicted model, not a curated record
UUGUCGGAUGAUUGGCUGCUAUCGAUAGGCUGUAGAUCAUCGUCUUUUCGACACGGCGCGACCACGUCGAGUCCUCUCUCUGCAACUCUGCAUCAUGCUGCAUUGUCGCAUCAGCAAUCUGUCAGGUCCUGAUGACGAGCCUCACUUUACAUGUCCUGCCACGGUGCGUCUCUCUCUCUCUGGUUUUCUCUCCCCUCUCUCCAUCCCUCCCCGGCAGUUGCAUGCAGAGCUUGCUCCGCCUCCCCCCGUGCCCCUUCGUGGCGUGGUGGUCUUUGAAAACGCCCAGGCACCGCUGCGGCAGGGACUGUGGGCCUUUCCGCUCGCUUUUGCACGCUAGCACUGGUGGCACUGGACCCUCUUUGCGCGUCUUAACUAGUUCCCACUCGAUACGACGCGCCGUCGCCUCGUCUACUACUGGCAGUCUGACACCAACAGCUUUUGCGCCAGCGUUUCGGCCACUGCGCCUUCCGUGCCUGCUGCCGCCGCCAUUCGCUGCGACGCCAUGUUUCGUGCUACUCUGACAGCCUAGAACCGCGACGUUCCUGAGUAAAAGCUCGUCAGGGGCACCUCGCAGCCAUUGACAUCAAUGACAUCCUACGGCGCUUGCUGAGUGCCUGUGCAACGG